AUUUCAUCGGAAUAGGAAGUGAAAAGCAAAACUGUUUGUUUAACCUAGUUUAGAUAAUUAUAUUAUCUGUUCAAGUUCAAAUUUUAAAGGAUAUCCAUGCACAAAUGGCAACUGAUUCGUCAAAAGCAACUCAUGUGAAGCGACGGUUAAUUGUUACUGCAAUUGAUAUAGGGACAACAUUCAGCGGCUGGGCAUAUUCUACACUUAAUGAACCUGAGAAGGUUUAUGCAAAUCAGACAUGGUUUGCUGGCGAUGGGUCCCUUGCGUCCCUAAAGACGUCAUCUUGUCUUCUCUUUUCACCGGAAAAAGAGUUUAAAUAUUUUGGUUAUGAAGCAGAAACAGAAUUUGUACGCCUAGUUGGGGACAAUGAGCAGCAUGGCUGGUAUUAUUUUCGAAGAUUCAAAAUGGCAUUGUUUAACGACCAGAAAUUGAAUCGAUAUACUACAAUCGAGGACAUAUCAGGAAGAAAAAUGCCAGCACUAGUGGUAUUUGCUAAUGCUAUAAAGUUUCUAAAGGACAACUUUACGGAAACAAUUCGGAAUAGGGUACCUAGUUUUAAGAACACUGAUGUGACUUACGUUCUAACUGUUCCUGCUAUUUGGGAUGACAUGGCUAAAAGAUUUAUGCGAGAAGCAGCGGUUGAGGCUGGGAUUCCAAAUGAUCAGCUAGUAAUAGCACUCGAGCCCGAGGCAGCGUCAGUCUGGUGUCAGGGAAUAAAAACAGAAAUCCAACGUUGCAAUGAAACGAACGCCUUUGGAAUUUCAGCUGUGGGCACACGUUAUAUGAUUGUUGAUUUAGGAGGAGGCACAGCGGACAUCACUGUUCAUGAAAAAAGGCCAAACAAUACUUUGCUUGAGAUACAUGAACCGAUAGGUGGGCCAUGGGGAGGGACAGAAGUUGACAAAAACUUCAUUAGACUGUUUCAAAUGAUCUUUGGUGCGUCUGAAUGGGAGGAAUACAAACAAAACGAGUUAGAAGAUAUACUUUACAUGUAUAGGGAUUUCGAAGCGAAGAAACGAACUGUACAGUUAACAUUAUCAAAACAGAUGAUUCUAAAAGUGCCACCGAGUUUAAAAGAAUACUACGAGCGGAAUGGAAAGAGAUCAAUUGCCGAAAUUGAGCAUCUAUUUGACAGAAAUAUAGUAUGGCAGAAAGACAAAUUGAGGAUCGAUGCAUCACUUAUCAAGAAAUGCUUUGAGGGACCGGUCCAUGAGAUCAUUUAUAAUGUGGAGAAGCUAUUAUCAAAGAAAGGGAUGAAAAACGUCAGUAAAAUAAUUCUUGUUGGUGGUUUCUCUGAAAGCCAAUAUGUACAAGAGAGCUUUAAAGCGAAAUUUGCUAACAAGCAAGUUAUCGUACCGGCUGAAUGUGGACUUGCUGUUUUAAAAGGGGCUGUUCUUUUCGGGCAAAAUCAAUCAAUAGUUACCGCACGAAUUUCACGAUUUACAUACGGUCUGGAAAUUUCUAUUCCAUUUGAUGCUACAAAACAUCCCGAGGAAAAGAUGAUUGAUUCAGAUGUCGGUACACUUUGCAUGGAUUCAUUUUGGAAAGCAGUUGAGAUCGGAGAAGAGAUAAAAGAUGGACAAGAGGUAGCACGAAUCGGGAAAGCAGUAGAUGAUUGUCAAAAUCACAUUAAAAUGCGCAUUUUCAAAUCAAACAAACAGAACCCGAUUUUUACAACAGAUGAAGGAUGUGAGCUGAUUGGAGAAAUUGCAGUUCCGAUGGAUUGUACAUUAAAGGCUGUUGACAAUGCCGUUGAUGAAAUCUUCAUUUUUGGGGGCACAGAGUUGAAAUUUAAAACCAAACACAGAUUGCGUGGAGAUAUACAUGAACUUAAUAUUGACCUUUAAUUGACUACACAAAGACUGAAAAAGGUUGGAACAGAACUGUGUUCUGUGAUUAAAACAACACUUAAACGCACAUGACUUGUUAUAUAAAGUUGUUACAAUUGAUGACUUGUGAGAGUCGAAGUAUGAUAAAAUUGAAUAUUUUCUUAUUCACUAUUUAAUAUCUGGAACAAAUAUUUUUACACACGUUUGUACACAAAAAUUUCAAAUAUACCAGUCCAGUUUAUAGUUGGUCUUAUUUUUGAAUAAAAAAGUAU
Messenger RNA from Ruditapes philippinarum (Manila clam), 2101 nucleotides. Its product is annotated as heat shock 70 kDa protein 12B-like. Lineage: Eukaryota; Metazoa; Mollusca; Bivalvia; Venerida; Veneridae. The record is from RefSeq and is a predicted model, not a curated record. The transcript is spliced from 5 exons. Gene Ontology annotation, molecular function: ATP binding; ATP-dependent protein folding chaperone. Bases 105 to 1847 code for a protein of 580 amino acids.